GGGCCCGGCGCGAUGGCGGGGCCGGGGCCCGGAGCGGCCCCUCCGCGCCUGGCGCUGGCCCUGGCGCUGCUGGCCGCGCUGCUGGCCGCCAAGUACUACCGGGACGCGGAGGCGGCGCGGCAGCAGGAGCUGGCUCUCAAGUCCUUGGGGAAUGAAGGGCUGUUCCUCUUCUCCUCCCUGGACACCAACAAGGACCUGUACCUGAGCCCAGAGGAGUUCAAACCCAUUGCUGAGAAGCUCACAGGGGUUGCUCCAGUGUCAGAGUCUGAAGAGGAGGAGACACCAGAUCCAGAUGGGGAGACUCUGUCCAUCGUGGCCAAGUUCCAGCCCCUGCUCAUGGAAACAAUGACGAAGAGCAAGGAUGGCUUCUUGGGAAUUUCCCACGUGGCUCUGUCUGGGCUCAGGAACUGGACAGCCCCAGCAGCCCCCAUGAGUGUCCUGCUUGCCAGGCAGUUCAAAGCCUUCCUCCCUCCAAAGGACAAUCUGGAUCUUGGGGAGCCAUGGUGGAUCAUUCCCAGUGAGCUGAACAUCUUCACUGGGUAUCUGUCCAACAACAGGUUUUACCCUCCACCUCCCAAGGGCAAAGAGGUGCUCAUCCACAGGCUGCUGAGCAUGUUCCACCCGCGCCCCUUCGUCAGGACGCGCUUUGCCCCGCAGGGAGCCGUGGCCUGCCUCCAGGCCGAUCCACGCCGAAUUCCAGCUGAACGAGCCACCAAACUUCCCCUUCUGGUUCUCCCCGGGGCAGUUCACAGGUUACAUUGUCCUGUCCAAGGACUCCUCCCACGUCAGGGACUUCAGGCUCUUUGUUCCCAACAACAGGUCCCUGAACGUGGACAUGGAGUGGCUCUACGGGGCAAGCGAGAGCAGCAACAUGGAGGUGGACAUUGGAUACCUGCCCCAGAUGGAGCUGGAGGCCACAGGGCCCUCGGUGCCCUCCGUGAUCCACGAUGAGGACGGGAAGGUCCUGGCCAGCAGGGACCCCUCGGGGGAGCCCAUCCAGUUUGUGUUUGAGGAGAUCACCUGGCAGCAGCAGAUCCCCUGGCAGGAGGCGGCCCACAGGCUGGAGGUGGCCAUGUACCCCUUUAAGAAGGUCUCCUACCUGCCCUUCACAGAAGCCUUUGAGAGAGCACGAGCAGAGAAGAAGCUGGUGCACUCCAUCCUGCUCUGGGGAGCCCUGGAUGACCAGUCCUGCUGAGGUUCGGGGCGAACUCUCCGGGAAACCGUCCUGGAAAGUUCGCCCAUCCUCGCCCUGCUCAACGAGAGCUUCAUCAGCAGCUGGUCCCUGGUCAAGGAGCUGGAGGAGCUGCAGAGCAACAGAGAGAAUGAGCUCCACAGCAAACUGGCCAAGCUGCACCUGGAGAAAUACAACUUCCCUGUGGAGAUGAUGAUCUGCCUCCCCAACGGCACGGUGGUUCACCACAUCAAUGCCAACUAUUUCCUGGACAUUACUUCCAUGAAGCCUGAAGAUGUUGAAAGCAGCAUCUUUAGUUUCUCAACCAAUUUUGAAGACCCUUCAACUGCAACUUACCUCCAGUUCCUGAAGGAAGGGCUGCACAGAGCAAAACCUUACCUGCAGCCCUAAAAGCAGGCACUGAAUGCCCCUCUGAGAUGGCCAAAGACUCCAGAGAUCUAUUUUGGUUACAGCAAAUCCUCCUGAUCCCCAUGGCAGACGUUGAACUGCAGCAGUCCCAGCUCUGGGUCCUGGUGUGAGCUGAGUUCAGUUCCACAGCCUGUCCCUCUCACUGCAGGCACAUUCCUGCAGGAGUGCAAAUACCUGAACACAUCCCAGUGCCCCUGCCUGGGUGUGCACCCACCCUCAUUGCCCUGGAACUGGCCUGCAGGACUUGCUGGGUGCAGGGACAGCACUGCCAUCGUGACCAAACACUCGUGCUGAGCACAGAGCCAGCAGCCCUGGGCAGUCCCUGUCCCCUGGGGCCAGCUCUGCAUCUGGCUGUGACAGUCUGUGUGACAGGACUGGGGCUGCCCUGAGCUCCUGUGGCACUGCUGGCCUGGGUCAGGCAGGGUCUGACCCUGAGGGUGGCACAGGGACAGCAGGAUGGGCAUUAGGGACAGUGACAGUCUGUGUGACAGGACUGGGGCUGCCCUGAGCUCCUGUGGCACUGGUGGCCUUGCCCUGAGAGUGGCACAGGGACACCAGGAGUGGGCACCAGGGCAUCAGAGGGGUGAGCUGAGGAUCAGUGUGAGCUCCCCAGUGAGCCCAGGCUGAAGGACACAGCAGUGAGCAGUGUCCCACCCACCCAUCCAUCCCUCCCAGCAGCUCUGGGACCUUGGAGCUGCUGCUCUGUCCCUGUUGUGCUUUGAGCUCCCAGGUUGUGCUGGGGGAGGAACCAUGAAGUUCCUUCUGGGAACUUCCCUCCUGCCUGGGGACUGGGCAGCUCUAAAAGCCAGCA
Zonotrichia albicollis (white-throated sparrow) is the source of this 2411-nucleotide messenger RNA. The record is from RefSeq and is a predicted model, not a curated record. NCBI's taxonomy places the organism in Eukaryota, Metazoa, Chordata, Aves, Passeriformes, Passerellidae.